This is a messenger RNA of Meloidogyne enterolobii, 564 nucleotides long. The record is from the annotation of a GenBank genome assembly. Lineage: Eukaryota; Metazoa; Nematoda; Chromadorea; Rhabditida; Meloidogynidae.
UAUGACUAUUUCCUAUACUGGAGAUAUUUGUUCUACUCGUUAUUGGAGUUUUUUACGAGUUAUAUUCCGUUGGAGAGGGUCUAUAUGGAAAUCUGUAUUGACCGAAUUAUUUAUCUGGUUGACUCUAUAUUACUUAAUUAUGGCUAUUUAUGUUACUUUACUUGAUGAAAAAAGCAAAAACAAUUUUGUUUAUUUGGCACAAUAUACAGGAAUUACUGCAGAUUACAUCCCCCUAACUUUUAUGCUUGGAUUUUUUGUAAAAAUUGUUGUUGAAAGGUGGAAUAAUAUGUUUGCGAACAUUGGGUAAUUUUAUUUUAAACAAAACAAACAUUAAAACAUCCAAAACAUUCCCCCAAACAUUUCCCCAAAACAUUCUCUCAAACAUUCUUCCAAACAUUCUUACAAAACAUCUCCCAAACAUCCUCCCAAACAUUUCUCAAACAUUCUUCCAAACAUUUCCCAAACAUUUCUCAAACAUUUCCCAAACAUUCCCCUAAAACAUCCUCCCAAACAUUCUCCCAAACAUUCCCCAAAACAUCCUCCCAAACAUUCUUCCAAACAUUC